Molecule: messenger RNA, 1868 nt
Organism: Carlito syrichta (Philippine tarsier)
Lineage: Eukaryota; Metazoa; Chordata; Mammalia; Primates; Tarsiidae
Product: sn1-specific diacylglycerol lipase alpha
Exons: 16
Biological process (GO): lipid metabolic process
Cellular component (GO): postsynaptic membrane; dendrite membrane
Source: RefSeq, a predicted model, not a curated record
CCAUCCUGGUGAUCGAGUUCAUUUACGCCAUCGUGGGCAUCGUCUGGCUCACUCAGUAUUACACCUCCUGCAACGACCUCACUGCCAAGAACGUCACCCUCGGGAUGGUUGUCUGCAACUGGGUGGUCAUCCUCAGCGUCUGCAUCACUGUCCUCUGCGUCUUCGACCCCACGGGCCGCACUUUCGUCAAGCUGAGAGCCACCAAGAGAAGGCAGCGUAACCUGCGGACCUACAACCUGCGACACCGCUUGGAGGAGGGUCAGGCCACCAGCUGGUCGCGCCGGCUCAAAGUGUUCCUCUGUUGCACCCGGACAAAGGACUCCCAGUCAGAUGCCUACUCAGAGAUCGCCUACCUCUUUGCCGAGUUCUUCCGGGACCUCGACAUUGUGCCGUCUGACAUCAUCGCCGGCCUGGUGCUUCUCCGGCAACGGCAGCGGGCCAAGCGCAAUGCUGUGCUGGACGAGGCAAACAAUGACAUCUUGGCCUUCUUGUCUGGGAUGCCAGUGACCAGAAACACCAAGUACCUCGACCUCAAGAACUCGCAAGAGAUGCUCCGCUACAAAGAGGUCUGCUACUACAUGCUCUUUGCCCUGGCUGCCUACGGGUGGCCCAUGUACCUGAUGCGGAAGCCCGCCUGCGGCCUCUGCCAGCUGGCGCGGUCCUGCUCAUGCUGCCUGUGCCCUGCACGGCCCCGGUUCGCCCCUGGAGUCACCAUCGAGGAGGACAACUGCUGCGGCUGCAACGCCAUUGCCAUCCGGCGCCACUUCCUGGAUGAGAACAUGACUGCCGUGGACAUCGUCUACACUUCCUGCCACGAUGCGGUCUACGAGACGCCCUUCUAUGUGGCGGUGGACCAUGACAAGAAGAAGGUGGUGAUCAGCAUCCGGGGGACCCUGUCCCCCAAGGACGCCCUGACCGACCUGACCGGCGACGCUGAGCGCCUCCCCGUGGAGGGUCACCAUGGCACCUGGCUGGGUCACAAGGGCAUGGUCCUCUCAGCCGAGUACAUCAAGAAGAAGCUGGAGCAGGAGAUGGUCCUGUCCCAGGCCUUCGGGCGAGACCUGGGCCGUGGAACCAAACACUAUGGGCUGAUCGUGGUGGGCCACUCCCUGGGUGCAGGCACCGCCGCCAUCCUCUCCUUCCUCCUGCGCCCACAGUACCCAACCCUCAAGUGCUUCGCCUACUCCCCGCCAGGGGGCCUGCUGAGUGAGGACGCCAUGGAGUACUCCAAGGAGUUUGUGACUGCGGUGGUGCUGGGCAAAGACCUCGUCCCCAGGAUCGGCCUCUCGCAGCUGGAAGGCUUCCGCAGACAGCUCCUGGACGUCCUGCAGCGGAGCACCAAGCCCAAAUGGCGAAUCAUUGUGGGGGCCACCAAAUGCAUCCCCAAGUCGGAGCUGCCUGAGGAGAUGGAGGUGACCACCCUGGCCAGCACACGGCUCUGGACACACCCCAGCGACCUGACCAUCGCCCUGUCGGCCAGCACCCCGCUCUACCCUCCUGGCCGAAUCAUUCACGUGGUCCACAACCACCCUGCAGAGCAGUGCUGCUGCUGCGAGCAGGAGGAUCCCACGUACUUCGCCAUCUGGGGCGACAACAAGGCCUUCAACGAGGUGAUCAUCUCGCCAGCCAUGCUGCAUGAGCACCUGCCCUACGUGGUCAUGGAGGGUCUCAACAAGGUGCUGGAGAACUACAACAAGGGGAAGACAGCUCUGCUGUCUGCUGCCAAGGUCAUGGUGAGCCCCACUGAGGUGGACCUGACCCCCGAGCUCAUCUUCCAGCAGCAGCCGCUGCCCACGGGGCCGCCCAUGCCCGCUGGGCUGGCCCUGGAGCUGCCCAGUACAGAGCACCGCAACAGUAAUGUCAGGUGA